CUACCCAUCCCACCCACCACCCCGCCGGCCAAGAUGUUCGGCCGCGCCCCCAAGAAGAGCGACAACACCAAGUACUACGAGGUGCUCGGGGUGCCCAAGAACGCCGCCCAGGACGACCUCAAGAAGGCCUACCGCAAGGCCGCCAUCAAGAACCACCCCGACAAGGGCGGAGACCCCGAGAAGUUCAAGGAGCUGGCACAAGCCUAUGAGGUUUUGAGUGACCCUGAGAAGCGUGAGAUCUAUGAUCAGUAUGGUGAAGAUGCUCUCAAGGAGGGAAUGGGUGGAGGAGGAGGUGGUGGAGUUGAUCCAUUUGACAUCUUCUCAUCAUUUUUCGGGCCCUCUUUUGGAGGUGGUGGUGGUGGCAGCAGCAGGGGCAGAAGGCAAAGGAGGGGAGAGGAUGUUGUCCAUCCACUUAAAGCUUCUCUAGAAGAUCUUUACAAUGGUACUUCGAAGAAGCUCUCUCUUUCCCGCAGCGUCCUCUGCUCCAAGUGCAAGGGCAAGGGCUCCAAGUCUGGUGCUUCCAUGAGGUGCCCAGGUUGCCAGGGUUCAGGCAUGAAAGUGACUAUUCGUCAGCUGGGGCCUUCCAUGAUACAGCAGAUGCAGCAGGCCUGCAAUGAUUGCAAGGGCACCGGGGAGAGUAUUAACGACAAGGAUCGCUGCCCAGGCUGCAAGGGUGAGAAGGUUCUUCAGGAGAAGAAAGUUCUGGAGGUUCACGUUGAGAAGGGGAUGCAACACAACCAGAAGAUCACCUUCCCUGGUGAAGCUGAUGAGGCGCCUGACACUGUUACUGGAGACAUUGUAUUUGUCGUCCAGCAGAAGGAGCACCCGAAGUUCAAGCGAAAGGGCGAUGAUCUCUUCUAUGAGCAUACCAUAUCUCUCACUGAAGCUCUUUGUGGGUUCCAACUCGUCCUGACCCAUCUGGACAACAGGCAGCUGCUCAUUAAAUCAAACCCUGGUGAAAUUGUCAAGCCUGAUUCAUUCAAGGCAAUCAGCGACGAGGGAAUGCCGAUGUACCAGAGG
Triticum urartu is the source of this 1020-nucleotide messenger RNA. RefSeq names its product dnaJ protein homolog. Lineage: Eukaryota; Viridiplantae; Streptophyta; Magnoliopsida; Poales; Poaceae. Gene Ontology annotation, biological process: protein folding; response to heat. The record is from RefSeq and is a predicted model, not a curated record. Gene Ontology annotation, molecular function: ATP binding; Hsp70 protein binding.